Molecule: messenger RNA, 873 nt
Organism: Sardina pilchardus (European sardine)
Lineage: Eukaryota; Metazoa; Chordata; Actinopteri; Clupeiformes; Clupeidae
Product: microfibril-associated glycoprotein 4-like
Exons: 6
Coding region: 1-873 (290 amino acids)
Biological process (GO): elastic fiber assembly
Source: RefSeq, a predicted model, not a curated record
AUGGGCGUGACCACCGUGGAUGGAGUGGUUGUCAAGACGGUUCCAUCCCCCUACUUCCUGGUGGACAAAGUGUCGAUACAAUCGGAUGAAACAGUGGUUCCCCCGAAUACCUGGAACCUGUGUUUGGUGACUGAGCCCUACGGUGGCCCUGAGAUUCAGUGUGUUGUCCUUCUCCUGCUGCCCUUGCUGGGCCGGUGUGAUCUCCAGUGUGAUCACCAUCUCACUGACUGUGCAGACCUGCAUCCUAGUGGGGUGGUCAGUGGGGUUUACACAAUCUACCCAAAUCACUCUGCCGUUAGAGUUUACUGUGACAUGGGCUCUCAAGAUAACGAGGAAGAUGAGGGAGGAUGGACUGUGUUUCAGAGGAGAAUGGAUGGUUCCGUGAACUUCUACAGGCCCUGGAUCCAGUAUAAGGAAGGGUUUGGGAAUCUCUCCAGUGAAUACUGGCUGGGAUUACAGUCACUUCACCAACUCACCAAUAAUAAGGCAUACGAGCUGAGAGUGGACAUGGAAGACUUUGAGGGCAACAGGGUUUUUGCCAGGUACUCCAACUUCUCUGUGGCAUCAGAGGAAGAGGGGUACAAGCUGACCGUGAGUGGCUUCACCAACGGAGGUGCUGGAGACUCAUUGACUUACCACAGUGGAAGUAAGUUUAGUACAUUUGACAAGGACCAAGACAGUUUUUCUACUAAAAACUGUGCCAGCUCAUUUCUCGGAGGGUACUGGUAUCACCAAUGCCAUGCUUCCAAUCCCAAUGGGGCUUACUUGUGGGGCUACACAAAACAUGAAGGAUUAUCUGUGAAUUGGCAUGCCUUCAAAGGGUACCGUUAUUCACUGAAAUUCUUCACUAUGAAGAUUAAACCUGUGGCUUAG